GUUUUUUUAUAGGUUCCACAUAGGUUCUAACAAGAUUUCAGAUAGAGUGGCAUUUAUUUAAGUUUUAUUCAGUCUAUAUACUGCGUAAAGUGGUUAUUGCGUUAGUUGAUUCAAUUAAUAAAAAGAGAUGUCGGAAGAAGAAGUAGAAAAAUGGACUCGUGAGGUGCGAAAUAAAGAAAUCCAAAUGUCGCCCAGUUGCUCCAGCUUCGAAGUGCUAGAUCCUCAUGAUCCUGUCAUCAGCCGUUUGGCCACGCAGCUAUUCAAGCGUACUAAUGAUUAUCUCCAAGGGGAAAUGUCUGCUGGGCAGGAUCAUUACAAUUUGUUGGAGGAAAUCAACAGGCUCACAAUCACUAAAUAUGCAGACUUGAAAAACUUGGCAGUGAACCUGAACAAAACUUUAAUGGAGUACAAUGAAAUGUAUAAUCAACAAAUCAAGCCGCUGCUGACGCAGAUCGACCGGAUCGACGCUCAGGUCUCACAGUUUGAGGUGAACGCUUAUAGACUGGACAAUUAUACUAAACAAUUAAAAGCUCGUUUUAAAGAACUCGAAGAAAAGUAAUUACUCACAUGGUAGUUUUGUAUUGAUUUGCAUUUCAAAAUAUUUAUAUUAUCCUUUUUGUUUCAUUAAUUAUGCUUAUUCGAACCGUUAAAAGAUGUCGC
Messenger RNA from Diatraea saccharalis (sugarcane borer), 660 nucleotides. NCBI's taxonomy places the organism in Eukaryota, Metazoa, Arthropoda, Insecta, Lepidoptera, Crambidae. The record is from the annotation of a GenBank genome assembly.